This is a messenger RNA of Drosophila nasuta, 4912 nucleotides long. RefSeq lists its product as uncharacterized. Gene Ontology annotation, biological process: phospholipid translocation; retrograde transport, endosome to Golgi. Lineage: Eukaryota; Metazoa; Arthropoda; Insecta; Diptera; Drosophilidae. The transcript has 6 exons. Gene Ontology annotation, cellular component: endosome; trans-Golgi network. The record is from RefSeq and is a predicted model, not a curated record.
UGUCGUAGUCGUUGACGUUGUUGUUGUGUCGACGUCGAGCCAACGGUGAGCAACGUCGCGCGAGAAAUUAAAAGAAAAUAAUAAAUAUUGAGCAAAGCAUUGACGUUGCGUGAGGUUCGCAUGCGAAAAAAAACAAUGCGCAAGAAUCGAGUGCAAACAAACGUUGCGAAAACUAAUGGAACGCGAAAUGGAAACAUAAAUCGAAGAAACUAACGAAAUUACUAGCAGACAAGAAAAAAUUAAACGAGAAAAGUCAAACAAAUUGAAUCGACGACAAUAGCAGCAAAAGCAACAACAACAAAAGUGUGUGAAAUGGAAAAGGGGUGCUUCUUCUUCCGCUUCUGUUGUAGGUGUAGUUUAGUAGGAUAUUGCUUAAAUCGAAAAUUCGCUGACAGAUCAUCGUCGUAAAAUACGCGCGCGGCGUGGCAAAAACACACACACGAAAUAUAUAUUUUGGAAAAUUCAAUACAAAACGGCGCGAGAAUAACAACAACAAAAAGAAAGUACAUAAAGGCAAAGAAGGCAAAGCAGCUGUGUCUUUCAGUGUGUGCGUCUGUGUGUUUAUUUGUGCAUGUGUGUUCGUGUGUUUAUGUGAAGACAACAGAGAAAGAGCGAAUCAAAGCGAAUUACAAAGCAGCAGCAGCAACAAAAACAACGGCAACGGUAAUCCACGACAACAACAACAACUUCCUCUUUGGGCAUUUGCAAACGCAUUUACACACACUUACCUGAGUUACAACUACAAGCGCAUCAACUGCAGCAGCCAAAAGCAGCUGACACUAUCUCCCUCUCGCUCUGACGUCUUUCGCUGCUCUUGUACAAUUAAUGAACGCCUACGCUGACGUUGACGCCGCUGUCGCAGUCGUCGUCGUAUAAUGCAAAACGCCCAAAACAUAACGAGAGCAACAACAACAGGAACCAGAACAGAAAUUACCGUAACAACAACAACAACAACAACAACUUCCAGCCGCUUUCUUCUCAACUAGUCAAGACUCCAGACCCCCCUGCAGAGACAGCGACCUCGACAAACAUAUCCGUCGUAUUAAGUACAGUUUAUAAGGCUUAUACAGUAUAAUAUAAGACUACAACAUGGAUUGGAUCAUCAGCGAUGAAUUGGACAUUAAGGUUAGCCAUGUUGUUGGCUGGGCGGCCGCCACAGCGAUGGUAGUUGGGGGCGUGAUUCCCUAUGUACCGCAGUACAUUGAAAUCAAGAAGACACAGGACGCCGAAGGCUUCUCGCUUUACGUCUGCCUAGCGCUGUUGGUGGCGAAUUCGCUGAGGAUACUCUUCUGGUUCUCCAGCCGCUAUGAGCUUCCACUGUUGGUGCAGAGCGUUGUGAUGAAUGUGACCAUGUUCCUCAUGAUCCAUCUGUGCGUGAAGGUGAAGCGCAUGAAUGCAAACACACGAGAUCACGCGCUUCGUGGUGACGAGUUGCAGUUGCCAAAAGUGAUGACGGACACGGAUACCGGCGCCUCUGUUUCAACGGAUGCAACUGUCCUGAAGCGUGCACGUUCCAGGCAUUAUUUGAAUGAUCUGGAUAUGAAAUACUUUUGGAACUGGACCGACUUCCAGUCGUAUCUGGACAUGAUGCUGGUCGUUUGGGCAGUUGGCGCUGCCGUCACAUAUCUCAUGCUGUCCGUGCACUGGUUCAUGGAGGCCAUGGGCUUCGUAGCCGUCUUCACAGAGGCCAUGCUGGGUGCACCGCAGUUUCUGCGCAACUUUAAGAAUAAAUCAACAUAUGGUAUGAGCAUACACAUGGUGAUUAUGUGGACGCUCGGUGAUAUGUUCAAGACUGGUUACUUUAUAGCGCGCAAUGCGCCAUCACAAUUCUGGAUAUGCGGCACGCUGCAGGUCAGCUUGGAUUUUGCGAUAUUGCUGCAAGUGUGGAUCUAUCGCAACAAUACGAAACAGCGCGAUAUACAUCGCGGCGAUUAGCAGUUUGCCCCCGAAGAACAACAACAGCAACAACAACACCAUGAAGAAGAUCAACAACACCAGCAACACCAUAACGAACUGCACACCUCGCACUCCGAGGAGCGUCAGCUAUCGCAGCCCAUAACGCUGAGCAGCAGCGGCGACGAUCAUCUGUUGACAGCGCGUGCCGACGACGAACACUACAAGUCACUGGACUUUGGCCAGUGUCACGACAAUCGCGCCUUUCAGUAUCACAACCAUCACAACAACAACAACAACCAUAACCACAACAAACUGUUGCCACGUCCCGGCGGCAGUGGCAAGAGUCAGAGUCGCCACGACAGCCCCAAUCCGACGGCGGCGGUGGCCGUUGCCCUCGACGCCCUCGAAGUGGUUAUUGUGCACAAAGCGAAUGUGCUGCCCAAUGGUCGACGCAGCAACAGCAGCAGCAAGGCAACCAUACACAAUCACAGUGGCUGCUGUCAUCGACGGAAGCGUCACAAUGCCACACAGACGUCGAUAGAGCGCUGCUGUUGCAUCAGCAGUUGUCACAGUUGUCAUCAUGUGACAACCACGCAUCAUCAUCAUCAUCAUUGCCAUCACCAUCAUUGCCAGCAUGAGCAUUAUGAGCGACGACAACAGCAGCAGCAGCAUCAGCAACAGUUGCAGCUGCCGGAGCACAAGCGUAGCAAAAAGCCGCAACACAAACGACGGCAGCAUCAACAACAUCAACAACAACAACACCAUCACAACACAAAGUCUUCCCUGGACACGAGCGAGGAGCGACCGCAGCUGCAUUCGGCGGCCAUUGCCAUUGAGAUUGAUGCGGCCACCGUGACGGAGAACAACAGCAGCACAGCCACUUCGAAUUUCCCCUACAAGGUGGCCAGCGAAGGCGGCGGUGCGCCUAUGAAUCUGAUACCGCUGUGCGAACAGCAUCGUCAACGGCGACGCGGUUCGCUCAACUCCAAUACCACCAUCGAAACGGAUGAGUUGUCGCAAGACGACGAUGACGACGACGACGAUGAUGAUGAUGUGCGUUUGGGUCUGCAGCCCGACGAUGAGGAGCAACUGACGCCGGCGCGUCACAACAGCAACACGUCCUCGAGCAGCACAACACGCGCCUUUGCGGGCGUCGUGCCGCCAGCUCGCAAUGAGUGCGUGCGCAUCAAACGCAAACGCUUCGAACCGGAUGCCAUGCAUGACUAUUGCAGCAGUUGUUCGCGUUGCAGCAGCUGCAGCUGCGAUCACGAGGCACGCACCAGUUCGUGCAGCAGUCUGGACGAUGAGCUGAUGGCUGGAAAUCAUGAGCUAACUGUGGCUGCCGAUUGUCAUCGCUGCCAGGCUGUCAAGGAGCUGGGACAGCAGCAAAGUCGUCGCAGCAGUCUAAAGAGUUUUUGCUCUUGCCACACCGACAAUUGUUGCUGUGGCAGCGACGCGGGCGACGAAGAAGGCGACGACGAUGAUGACGAUGAGACGACGGGAGCACGGGAAUCAUUCUGCACAGCAGCGGAUCAUACAAUUGUGAGCACACCCACGCUGGAUGAGGCACACAGCAGCACCUUGACGCCGUUGAGCACUCAGGAGCACACGAUGCGCAGCGAAAUAGAAGAUGAAGAUGAUGAGCGUUCGAUAACCGAUGCAGAUGCCUCAUCGCUUAGCCAAUCAGCCGAAUACUUUUCGCUGUCUUCGACAGCAGGUGCCGCAGCAGUCGCGCCGCCAACAACAGUUGCUAUUGCCGAGCAGCCACAGGGCAGCAACAACAACAGCAGCAGCAGCAACAAAUCGAGCACGAAACGUUGGAGCAAGCAUAUACGUCUUAAGCGCAGCUCAUCGCCAAUGGAUUCGCAUUUAUGACGAAGUGUCUCGCUGGUCGCUUGGCCAGCCAUCGAUGUGAAUGCGCUGCUGCAGCAGACGAUACGCAAAACAGCAGUGUUGCAAGAGACGCCAGUGAAGCAACAGCAACAACAGCAGCAGCAGCGACGACAACAGCAAAAUCUGCCGCUGCCUGCUGUGGCAACAGCUGCAGCAAUGCCUGCGGCGCCAGGCAGCAAUGAUAGCUCCACCGCCACAUUAACGCCCAGCAUUAUAACGAUCGCCAAGCAACCGAUGACGCACACAGCGGUCACCAGUCACAACGGCGUCACCAAUGUGACGACCACAUUGCCAGUGGCCAGUGUUAAAGGCAAACGCAACUCCAAAUUUGCCCCAGUUGGCGGCUGUGAUCCGCUGCAGCGACGCUCCACAGAGAUUAUACUUUAAAACACACACAAACACAAUAAUCUAUUCAACUUCAUGGCAAAACCAAAAAAACGAAAUUCAAAAACAUUGAGAGCUGUUUAUUUUUGUUGUUAUUCGGGGGUAUCCCCAACCCAACACAAUUGUAUAAAUUCAAUUAUGAUUUCCUUGUCAAAUUAUCUAGUAAAUAAUAAUUAGCCAUAAUUAUUCUUAUAUUUGCUACUACUAUAUAUACUAUCAUAUAUUUUUUUGUUGUGUAAUAUUAAUUUUAGUUACGUCGACUAUAUGAAUUUAAUGCUUCCGCGCUGCCAAAUGUUUCUGCUGACCCUCGCAUUUUGCAUUGAUGAAGUCUAAAGCAAACUCUUCUCUCCCUCCCCUCGUUCACAACAACAUAUCCAUAUUGUAAUUGUACUAAUUGCAAAAGCUUGAUCAUGAAAUGUUUCGAGGGUUCAGCGUUCUUUGAAUGCGCCACAGCUUUAUACAGACCUUGUUUAAAAUCAUUUCGUACAAUUUCUUAGUCAAUUCCUCUUUUAGCCAAGUAAGCGAAACAAAACAAAAAAUGCAUGCAUAAUUAAAUGUAUAAAAAGAAAAUCCGUUAAUCUCGAUAUUACAAAAAACAAAGAAAAGAGUUAAGCGUACGUAUAUAAAUAUAUAUAGAUUGUAAAUUUUAUGAUUUUCUAGUGGAAUUUAUAAGCCAAGGCUUACAACAAGUAAAACAAAAAAAAACCUAAAUAAAACAAAUCAAAACGACAAAACAAAA